Molecule: messenger RNA, 801 nt
Organism: Triticum urartu
Lineage: Eukaryota; Viridiplantae; Streptophyta; Magnoliopsida; Poales; Poaceae
Source: RefSeq, a predicted model, not a curated record
AUGAGGAAGAGACGGAGCGAGAGGAGUGCUGCACCUGUUGGUGCGAUGCACAAUGCUAACAGGAUCUUCCAAGAUGGGUUCCGGAUGUGCAACUCGGCUAAUAUUGUCUCGGUCAAUAUUGUUUCCUCUGACUAUGGAUACCCGCUCAAUGUAUACGGCUCCAUCAUAGCUAGGGACAGUCUGGAUCGCAAAUGCGUCUAUUUAUUCCAGCGUGGCGAGGACGAUUGCCAGAACAUCACCUCCAAGAAGGAUCCGUUGGUUCUCACUGGCCCGAAGAGAGGGCUGAUGAUAUUUGAUUCAAUAAUUUUUGAAGUUGAUCUCAAGGUCAAGGUUGUGAAUAGCAGAAAGGUCAAUGACAAGAGAGUUAGCAAAGGCCUAAUGGAGAUUAAUGGCAUCUCCAGACUGUCAUUUCCACCGAAAUACAAGGUUCAAACCGAAACGCUUGUCAGCAUGCACAGCACAUUGGAUUUAAACUACACGUUUGUAAGAAAGGCGGUGGAGGGCACCGUUGAGAUGAGGAUCCUUGAGGCGGGACCUGUUAAUUUCCAUGGGAAAAUCAUCGCUCGCACUAGCAGCUUUCCAUGUGACAUUAUGCUACAUGAUAGCAAACUUGCUGGGAUGCUAAUAGCUGGUGAGGGUGGGAUCCUGCAAACAGCGCGCCGCGUGGUCAGUGUCUCGGUUGAUGAGACGCUCCUGUUUACUAUUGCCACUGCUACAGGCGGUGUCCGCACUGUCGAGUUUACUCCAAAGCACGGCAGCUAUGUCCAUUGUGCAUCGCUGAUUCCUUAUGUUCCUGGUUGA